Messenger RNA from Cannabis sativa, 1665 nucleotides. Its product is annotated as GDSL esterase/lipase At5g14450. NCBI's taxonomy places the organism in Eukaryota, Viridiplantae, Streptophyta, Magnoliopsida, Rosales, Cannabaceae. Gene Ontology annotation, molecular function: hydrolase activity, acting on ester bonds. The transcript is spliced from 5 exons. Bases 224 to 1426 code for a protein of 400 amino acids. The record is from RefSeq and is a predicted model, not a curated record.
AAUGAGAAUGAAGAAAUGAACAAAAUUUAAUAUGAGCAGCAAAGAAAAAUACUUGAACAGCUAGAUAACUUGUUGUUCAGUUACAAAUUGAUUGAAAAAUAUAAACUUUAACAAAUCAAGGAAACCCAAGUAUUAAAUCAAAAGCAAGUGGGUUUUUCUUUUUCAAUAUGAUGAUUCCUAUACAUGCAUUUUUCUUGUAUAUAAAUGUAUAUAGUAAGGUUUUAUGGAUCUGUACAAUACAUAUUUUGAGCUUAGAAAAAUGGGUAUUACUAUUAACAGUGUGAGAUUCAUUUUUGUAAGCUUUUUAGCUACUUGGGUUCUUGGAGUUGAAGAAGUGAAUGGUGAUUCAGUUCAUUGUAAAUAUCCAGCAAUUUUCAAUUUUGGGGACUCAAAUUCAGAUACUGGCUCUAUAUCAGCUGCAUUUUUUCCAAGACCAGCUCCCAAUGGUGUAACUUUCUUUCACAGCCCAGCUGGAAGAGUUGGUGAUGGCCGUUUAAUCGUUGAUUUCAUUGCUAAGUACUUUGGAUUGCCUUACUUGAGUCCAUAUUUGGAUUCAUUUGGUACCAAAUUCAGACAUGGUGCCAACUUUGCCACUGGUGGAGCCACUAUCAGGCGUUCUAAUGAUUCUUUGUUUAUAAGUGGUAUUAGCCCAUUUCCAUUUGAUAUCCAAACUGUGCAAUAUUCCAACCUCAAGAACAGGACCACUAUGCUUUACACCCAAGCCAAGAGAAACUCAGAUAUAAGAAAGAACUUUCCAAGACCAAAAGACUUCUCAAAGUCUCUUUUCAUAGUUGAUAUUGGCCAAAACGACCUUGCUGCAGGUUUCCGGAACAUGAUGAUGACUAAAGAAAAACUUGUUGCAGAAAUCCCUGAUAUGAUGAAUUUGUUCUCUUUAGGCAUCCAAUUUCUGUAUCAACAAGGAGCAAGGACAUUUUGGAUACACAACACAGGCCCCAUUGGUUGCCUGCCAUCGACCUUGUUCGAUGUUCGAAAUCCAGUCCCUGGUUUUCUCGAUGGAAACGGCUGUAUCAAGUCUCAAAACGACAUGGCAAAAGAGUUCAAUAGGCAGCUGAAGAGAAAAGUUAGUGAACUAAAGGCACAGCUUCCUUUUGCUGCAUUAACAUAUGUAGAUAUGUAUGCUGCAAAGUACAGUUUGAUCAGCAAUGCAAAGAAACUAGGAUUUUAUGAAAACUUGAAUAUCUGUUGUGGUUCCUUUAAAGAUGGGGUUCGUAAAUAUUGUGGGAAUAAUAUUCUAAAGAAUGGUACUCAGUAUUUUGUUAAUCCAUGUAAAGAUCCUUCCUUGCAUAUCAGUUGGGAUGGUAUACACUACACUGAGGCUGCAAAUCGAUGGAUUACUAACCAAAUAAUAAAGGGUUCUUUCUCUGAUCCAAAGUUUCCCAUCUCACAAGCAUGUAUUAGGCACUAACUAAUCUAUGUGAUUAUACUAUAAACAUAAUCCAUUUAUUGAUUAAUGUGUUCCUUUAACUUGAUCAAAAGUUCAAAGUGGCUAAUGUUGUUAAUUGGCCAAUAUUGCUUAGUAUUAACCAUAAUAAUAAUAGUGCACUAAACAAGUGGCAUAUGUUUGAUGUUUCAAAAUCUCAGAAUUUGUUCAUGGUUACUAGUGAAUAUCAAAAAACAUUUUGCAAUGAAUGAAAUGUUGGAUAU